Molecule: messenger RNA, 774 nt
Organism: Vigna radiata var. radiata (mung bean)
Lineage: Eukaryota; Viridiplantae; Streptophyta; Magnoliopsida; Fabales; Fabaceae
Exons: 3
Coding region: 1-774 (257 amino acids)
Source: RefSeq, a predicted model, not a curated record
AUGAGUUGUCCUCAUCAGAAGAGGAACAUGAAGCUCCACCUUGUGAUGGAGAUCUUCUCAUGCUCUAGAAUGGUUGAAAAGCUAGGCUUAACUCCUACUCCUCAUCCUAACCCUUACAAACUUCAAUGCAUAAAAGAGGAUGAAGGAAUAGUUGUUAAGGAACAAGUAAGUGUUCCCAUUUCCAUAGGCAAGUAUGAAGAUCAAAUCAUUUGUGAUAUUGUUCCAAUGGAAGCGGGUCACAUCUUACUUGGACUCCCUUGGCAAUUUGACAAACAAGCUUUGCAUGAUGGAGUCACCAACAAGAUAACCAUUCAACAUAAAGGCAAAAAGAUUAUCUUGAGCCCUCUUACACCAUCACAAGUACGAGAGGAUCACCUAAUACUUAAGAAGAAGUUGGAUGGUAAGAAAAAGCUCCACUCUAACAAAGUUUCCAAAGAGAAGAAGUUGAGUUUGGUCAAAUGUUCCUCAACCAAUGAAGUUGUCCCACCACAUUCUUCUAAAAAAUUUUUCCUUGGACAACCUCACUUUCUUCUCUAUUGUAAGGAGACACUUCUUUCCAUAAAUCAUCCACUUGAUUCUCAUCCAAAGGGGUUACAAAAGCUUUUGAAAGAAUUUGAUGAUUUAUUUCCUAAAGAGGUUCCAAGUGGAUUACCACCUCUUAGAGGAACUGAACAUCAAAUUGAUUUGAUUCCUGGCACCAGCCUUCCCAAUAGGCCAGCUUAUAGGACUAACACCACAGAAACCAAAGAGAUAGAGAAGCAAAUUGCACGGUGA